UUACGACAGCUUGCGUCAUUCCGAAACCGAAACAUCGAGCACUUUACGACACUGUUGACAACUGUGACUGUCCUUUUUCUCUCCAGUGUGUCUUUUGCUGCGCGUAUAUUUUUUGUUAUGAUUUAGUUUUUUUCACUAAAGCUGUGGGUAAAUGAGUGUUUUUGAUUUAUUUCGCGGGUUCUUCGGAGUACCCGGAGGUCAUUACCGAGGUCGAAGGGACCCCUUCUUCGAUGCCAUGACCCAUGAUGACGACGAGGAUGAUGAUGAUGAUGAGGAUGGAUUUGACUAUGAUGGCUUUCGGGGGGAUCAGCAGGACCCCUUUGACAGCACCUGGAGAUUUGGCUUCAGCUUCGGCCCCGAUGGGAUGAGGAUCCAGGAGCCUCCGGCGUUUGGCCACGUUCUCAGGGAGAUGGAGGAGAUAUUCUCCCAGCUGGGCCGCUGGGACAGACAGCAAGAGUCUGGAUACUUUGAUGUUCCCAGUAUCAUGCCACCACCAACACCACCACCACCACCUCAGGACAGACCAGAGAAAGGUGGAGGGAACCCCCUGCGAGACUUUAUGCUGAAAUCCCCUCACAGCGACCAGCCAGGGCCCCAAACAGGGCCGUCUAGAGAGCCCAGAAAUGAUGGCUGCCCUUCUUAUGAGUCACCAGAGUUCCCCAGCUCACCAUUUCAUGGCUGGACCCCUUUUUCAAAGUUUAAUGAUAUUUGGAGACGAGAGUCACAGAAACCUCCAGAGGACGAGCGCAAAGAAGACAGAGAUCUGGACUCAGCAGUGUCUUCUGGUGGUUUGGAUCAGAUUCUGUCGCCACCUGCUGGCCAGGCACCGAGCCAGCCCAGGACUCGAUCCUUCUUCCAGUCAGUCACUGUCACUAAGGUGGUGAAACCUGACGGGACUGUAGAAGAGAGGCGCACAGUCAGAGACGGCCAAGGCAACGAGGAGACAACAGUGACCCGUUCAGGUCCUACGAGCCUGAAUGGAGCAAACCAUCAACCUGAGCCUAUCCUACCAGGUGAUCAACGCCCCUUUUUGGACAUGCGGGAUGAUGACUCAUUAUUCUCCAAGUUCUUCGGAGGGUUUAAAUAACAUGUUAAGCAAAUGAAGUAUACUCUCUGGACUGCUUUAACUAUAGCAAACGUUACCUGAAAACAUUUCUUUAGAGCUGUGAGUUCUAUUUCACAUCCUAUGUAUGUUUUUAAAGGAUCUGAACUCUAAACUCUGAACUUUAUACUGCUUCUCUAUAGAUGGACAAACUGGUUGCAUGAGCGACAUUUGCCAAAAAUGUGUUGAAUUAUGGAUUCCAACUGACCACGUAGACUAGAAGCUGCCAAUCCCGAUGACUAGUGAUCUUGACAAAUCGAGACACGAGGCACCAAACAAAUCCACAGUUACAUAUUUUAUUUUUGUAUUGUCCUGUAGACAAAUCUAUACAGAUGUGAGUGUGUGUGAUGAAUCAAAUAAAGAAUCUUAAUAUAUUUA
Messenger RNA from Thunnus maccoyii (southern bluefin tuna), 1480 nucleotides. It is a transcript of the gene hax1, whose product is annotated as HCLS1 associated protein X-1. Gene Ontology annotation, cellular component: sarcoplasmic reticulum; mitochondrion; clathrin-coated vesicle. The transcript has 7 exons. Lineage: Eukaryota; Metazoa; Chordata; Actinopteri; Scombriformes; Scombridae. Bases 152 to 1087 code for a protein of 311 amino acids. The record is from RefSeq and is a predicted model, not a curated record. Gene Ontology annotation, biological process: regulation of actin filament polymerization; negative regulation of apoptotic process.